AUGGAGAAACUAGAAACGCAUCUGAAGCUAGCGUUAGCUCUUAGUGACUGCAGCUGUCAGAAGGCUUCUGUGAAAAUAAGGGGAUACAUGGCUGCAAAAAAGAUGCAGUUUGAGCUGAUUCGGGUGGCCCAAGGAAAUUUCCGAUUGGGGGUUUUGACUGGAGUAGGCAGGACUGGAAAGUAUUUGCUGAACACACCGGGCUGUCUGCUGCAUACACACCUCGGUACAAUCCCACAUCUAACCCAAGACACGCUGCACACAUUGAAGCAACUUCCCUGCGUCUCUCAGGUCACCCUGUCUGCAUUAGCAGAACACCAAGAAGUCUUGGAAGAGUUCAAAGAUGGUUUCCAAAAGUUUGCAGGUCUUCAUGAUACACUUUUGUAUUGCUCACUUCAUGACCCAGCAGCCUCUUCUCCGACAGGAUAUACCACAAAUAAGACAGUGUCGGUCUGGGGCAGUGGUGGCAGAAUAGAGCUCACCGUGGCAAAAUUCGUGGCGUUGCUAAAGAGCGUGCAACCAGACUGGUACCAGUGCAUGGCAGACGGCGAGACCUGGCAAAGCAACACCUCCAGAAAAAGAGUUCGGAAAUCUGUGGAUCGAACCCUUGCCCAUUUGGAUGAGUGUCUUCUGGCGCACCAAACAUCACCGGAGCUUAAAGAAACGGAGGUGUUUGGAGUGGUAGAGGGAGGAGACAUCCGGGAGGAGAGGGUGCGUUCUGCCAGAGAGACAGCGAAGAGGCCAAUGUCAGGCUUUUGUUUGGAUGGUCUGCAGACGGGCUCCAUGGACCAGGCUCUGAGGACUGAGCUCAUCACUGCUGUGAACGCAGAACUGCCUGAGGACAAACCCAGGCUGCUGCAGGGUGUGGGGCGGCCGGAUGAGGUGCUGGCUUGUGUGGAGGCCGGCGUGGAUCUGUUUGAGGGAUUCUUCCCCUUCCAAGUGACUGAGCGUGGCUGUGCCUUAGACUUCGACUACAGCAUCUGCCCGGACCCUGAGCGCGCAGGUACAGCCCCCCCUGCAGUGCUGGAGCAGGAUGGAGUGGAGAAACCAGCGGUGGAGAGGCAAACUGAUGCAGACGUUAAUUCUGGCGAUCAAAUUCAGAUGACGCCAUUUGAGAUCAAUCUAAAGGAUAAGAGGUUUCAUGACGACUUUGGGCCACUGGUGGAGGGGUGUGGCUGUUACUGCUGCCGGAACCACCAGAGGGCAUACAUUCACCACCUGCUCGUGACCAAUGAACUUCUGGCCAGCGUUCUGCUCAUGAUCCACAACACGGCCCACUACCAGGGGUUUUUCAGGGCUUUGAGAGACGCACUGGCCAAUGACAAGCUGGAUAUAUUGAAACGCAAGAUCCUUGGGGACUAA
Knipowitschia caucasica is the source of this 1359-nucleotide messenger RNA. NCBI's taxonomy places the organism in Eukaryota, Metazoa, Chordata, Actinopteri, Gobiiformes, Gobiidae. The record is from the annotation of a GenBank genome assembly.